UUGCGUACCCACCAAUGAAUGCUCAGUAUAUCAUUGCGACAGCAGUGCACAAAGGUGUGAAAUGACCCCUGAUGGGUUUAGCAACUGCAUCUGCCAAAAGGGAGAAAUUGAAGUUGGACGUUCCUGUUACAAAACUAUCCUGAGUGAAAUCUUUAAGCAAAAUAGAAGAAGCAGCUUUUUCAAUAAAUUGAAUGAUUCAUCGACAUUGUUCGCUAUGGGUUGUUCAUUAACCCUGGAGAACUACGGGCCUUUCACAGUUCUUGUGCCUACUGGAGAAAUCAAUCCUCGAUUUAACUUCAGUGUUUCAUAUGCACAGGAAUUCUGCAGGAAGCAUAUAAUAGCUGGGCAGCACUUGUUAAAAGAUAUGUAUAAGGGUUUUUGGACAUUAUCUGGACAUAAAGUGGAAGUUCAUGGACAGGAGUCCCCAAUGAGGUACAGUUACUCAGAUUCUCCAAAAGACUUAUAUUAUAUCAGGGAGGCCAAUCUGCCAGCGGCUAAUGGUAUUAUACAUGUUGUUGACCGUAUAAGGAAAAUGGACACCAUGGAUAACUCUGAUAAUGCUCAGAAAACAAUUGCAGAAAUUCUUGCUUCCAUGGAGAUUGCCAGCCGGUUUGAAACUAUAUUAGAAAAUUGUGAUCUUCCAUCAAUUUUGGAUGGUCCUGGACCUUUCACUGUGUUUGUCCCAAGUAAUGAAGCAGUGGAUGAAUUAAGAGAUGGAAGGCUAAUUUAUCUCUUCACAGAGGGUAUAAAUAAGCUUCAGGAACUUGUGAAACAUCAUAUCUAUUCCAGAGCAGCGGUCUAUGUAGAAAGACUAAUAAUGGUGCCAUAUAUUUUGACCAUGGCAAAUCAGCUGCUGGCAGUUGAGAUCAGUAACGAUGGAAGGAUCCUGUUGGGUAAUUCCAAGGUUCCGAUAAACAAACGGGAUAUAUUGGCCUCAAAUGGUAUUAUUCAUACUUUGGAUGGUAUCUUGAUUCCUUCAUCAAUACUCCCGAUUCUGCCGAAGAAGUGUAUUGAAGAAAAUUAUAAAGUUGUGAAGGGUUCUUGUGUGGAUUGUGAGCUCUUUAAUACCAGUGCUUGUCCUCCUGGGAGCCAAAUUAUGGAAGACAAGGCUAUUUCAAACGAGUGUGUUUAUACCCAUGAUCCACUUGGUUUGAAUGUUCUGAAGAAGGGCUGCCGGAGAUACUGCACUCUCAAGGAAGUGAAACCUGGAUGCUGCAAAGGGUUUUUCGGUCUUUCCUGUACCCCAUGUCCUGGUGGAUAUAGCAAUCCAUGCUACAACAGAGGAAGUUGUAAUGAUGGCAUACAUGGAAAUGGCCAAUGCAACUGCUACGACGGCUUCAAAGGAAUUGCCUGCCACAUCUGCUCAAACCCAAACAAGCACGGGGAGAACUGCACUGAAGAUUGCAGCUGCAUCCAUGGAAUUUGUGACAACAGACCAGGAAGCAAGGGUGUGUGCCAGACAGGGACGUGUAAGGAUGGCUACACCGGGGAAUUCUGUGACGUACACUCUCAUAGUUGUGAAUCUACUGGUGCCAUUCUGAAUUGCCAUGUCCAUGCAACCUGUACUGUGAACGACACUGUGAACUGCGUCUGUCUUGAUGGGUAUGAAGGGGAUGGAUUUUCCUGCAAGCCCAUUGAUGCCUGUAGUAAGCCAGGAAGGGGAGGAUGUUCAGAUAAUGCUACAUGUACCAGUACGGGUCCUGGCAGAGUCAGCUGUCAGUGCAUCCGGGGUUGGACUGGGGAUGGAAAAGCUUGUGUUGCCAUAGACAAUUGUGUAACAGAAACCAGAGGAGGCUGCCACAUCAAUGCUGAUUGUAAUUACAUUGGCCCUGGACAGAGCAGCUGCAUGUGCAAGAAAGGCUAUGAAGGUGAUGGUUAUGUCUGUGAUAAAGUUGACCCUUGUAUGAUAGACAAUGGGGGCUGCCAUGAACUGGCUGUAUGCCAGAUUCUCAAUACCGGGGAAAAAAAUUGCAGUUGCUCUGAUGGAUAUAUAGGAGAUGGAAUUGAAUGUUACGGUGAUGUGAUGAAGGAGCUGGUAAGGUAUUACCACUUUUCAACUUUUUAUCAGUGGAUUAAGAAAUCCCACUUCAGUAUGCCCAGAGGAGCCAAUGUCACUGUUCUGGUGCCACAAAAAGAAGCUGUCCAAAAUUUGAGCAAGGAUGAAAAAGAGUUCUGGCUGGAGUCCAACAUGCUACCAUCUCUUGUCAGGUCUCAUAUCCUCCAGGGUUCCUUCACAACUCAGCAACUCAAGAAAUAUAUUGGCCAAGAACUCCCCACUCUCAAUCCAGAGGCCAAGUGGGAAAUAAAGAAGAAUAACGGGGAAAUAACUAUUCACAAUGCCAGCAUUGUGGUGGGUGAUAUUCCUGCUAUUAAUAGCACUAUUUAUAUCAUCAGCAAGGUUCUGUUACCAACAUCUGUCAAGAUCCCACCUGGUCUGCAGGAGCAACUAAACACUGUGCCCUCCUUCUGGAGGUUUAAAGAGCUAUUGGAGAGAUAUCAGUUGGUGAGAGAAAUUGAGUCAUCAGAAAAAUAUACUAUUUUUGUCCCAGGGAAUAAUUCAAUUGAGAAAUAUUGCCAAGCAUCAAAUAUUACACAACUGGAUAAUGACACCAUGCAGUAUCAUGUUGUAAAGGGUGACAAGCUGUUUUUGAAAGACCUGAAGAACGGAGUGCACAGAAGCACAAUGUUAGGAUUCUCUAAUUGGCUCAUGUUUUCUAAUAGACUCAAUAAGACAUAUGUAAACAGAGUCCUUUUGGAUGGUCCAUUUGUUGAAACCAGAAAUGGAAUGUUGAUUGGGGUUUCUCAAGUUCUACAGAUUCACAAAAACCGUUGCACUACCAAUACCACCACUGUACAAAAGUCAAGGUGUGCUAAAUGCCAGAAAAGGAUCAAAUGUCCAGCAGGAUCAGUGCUUGCACAAAAUCCAGGCAAAGGGAACCUUCCUCACUGUAUAUUUAAAUCUGGAGGCAUGAAAUUAGUUGGCUGCUACUUUACCUGCGUCAAAGUUUCCCUAGUCUCUGUCUGCUGUCCAGGCUACUAUGGUGUGAUGUGUGAGAUGUGUCCUGGGAAACCAGGCAAUUGGUGCUCUGGCAAUGGGGUGUGUCAAGAUGGCAUUGAAGGCAAUGGAGAUUGCCAGUGCCAAGAAGGUUUCCAUGGCACAGCCUGUGAAAUGUGUCAGGCAGGAAGAUAUGGACCCAAGUGUCAAUCAGAGUGCAAUUGCAAUAAAGGGCAGUGCAAUGAUGGGUUGUUAGGUGAUGGAAGCUGCACAUGCAACUCGGGAUUUAAAGGAGUUAAUUGUGACAAAGAGAUUGAAACUGAUUUCUGCAAUGGUACAUGUGAUGUGAAUGCAAAUUGCAUGAAUGACUCUACUACUUCUCAACCCACCUGCUCCUGUUCUGCUGGCUAUUCUGGAAAUGGAACCUCUUGUACAGAAAUAGACCCCUGUGCUGAGGAUAAUGGCAGCUGUUCCAUGUAUGCCAACUGUACCAAAAUUGCACCAGGCAAAAACAUCUGCACUUGCAAAGAAGGUUAUUCAGGAGAUGGAACUUUAUGCAGAGAGCUGGAUCGGUGCUUAGAAAACAAUGGAGGAUGCCACCCAAAUGCAACGUGUGUUAAAACAGGGCCAGGUUUGGUUGCCUGUGUCUGUCUUCCCCCAUUCGCUGGUGAUGGGAUUAAGAAAUGUGAAUAUACUGAUCCUUGCUUGGAGAAUAAUGGUGGUUGCAGUCCAUUAGCAGUGUGCCUUAGAAAAGAACAUGGGAAUCGAGCAUGCCUUUGUAUAUUGGGGACUGGUGAUGGCUUCACAUGCCAUAGAAAUUUAUGGCAGGAACUUAUUAUUAGAAGAAAAGAUGCCUAUGAAUUUCUUCAUUAUAGCCAGGUUCAUAGAGUUUUUACGGAAAUAAUUGGGAAAGGACCAUACACCAUUUUUGUCCCACAUGCUGAUUAUCUACAGAAAAGCACCACAUUUUCAGAAUGGGAAAAAGCUGGCUGCAUCAAAGAUCUGCUUCGCUAUCACGCAGUCAUCUGUCAGAAGCUCCUAUCGGAUGACUUGGAAUCACAGGAUUCUCUAACUGCUUUAUCUGGUCACAAAAUCAGAGUUUCCAUGAAGGAGAACAGUCUGUAUUUAAAUGAUGAAGUAAAGAUAAUUGAAAGUGACAUUGCUCGAGAGAAUGGAGUCAUACAUUUUAUUGAUGGGAUCUUAGCCCCAUAUGACCUGCAGCAUCACAACAUGUCAUGCAACCUAUCCCAGAAAACUAUUAUAGAGGUCUCAGAGGCUUAUGGAUACAAAACAUACAUCAGGCUUCUAAAGGAAGAAGGACUUCUUAAUCUGGUCAAUAAUACCUUACAUCAGCCAUUUACCAUGCUGUGGCCAACUGAUGGAGCCUUUAAUUCUCUCCCUGCUGAAAUGCAAAAAUGGUUAUAUCAUAAAGACCACAGGAGCAAAUUGUCUGCUUAUCUCAGAGGGCACAUGGUCCGGGACACAAAGGUCUUGGCUUCCCAACUGAUAGAAUUCUCAUCUUUGAGGACUUUGCAAGGUUCAACGAUUUCAUUUAGCUGCAGCAAAACAAAUGCUGGUGAUAUUGUUGUAGACAAUGGCAAUGCAAGGAUUGUCCAGCGGUAUAUGGAAUUCAAUGUGGGCAUUGCUUAUGGAAUUGAUCACCUUCUUGAGCUUCCUAAUUUGGGAUCCCAUUGUGAUCAGUUUCAAAUGGUUGAGAUUCCGGAUGCUACAUGUGGUACUUGUGGCUAUGAGAAAUCCUGUCCUUUUGGAUCAAUGGAAACGGGGGAAAUCCAGACUUGCUAUUAUGAAUAUGACCCUUUUGAGUUUUCAAGGAGACACCAUUGGCAGCAAUACCCGAGAGUGCCAUUCGCUCAAAACCGACGGAGAAAACCUUCCAGAAAGGGAUGCAAGAAAACAUGCCUUACCACCAAGUGGGUACCCCAAUGUUGUGCAAACCACUAUGGAAAGAACUGCCAGGUGUGUCCCGGAGGGCUCGAAGCACCAUGCCAAAACCGUGGUACAUGUGAUGAUGGAUAUAAAGGCUCAGGACAGUGCAAUUGUAGUGCAGCUUUUGUUGGAGUGGCUUGUGAACUCUGUGCUCCAGGGUAUUAUGGGGCAGACUGCAAAGAGUGCAGUUGUUCAGGAAAUGGGAUAUGCAACGAAGGGCUGCUUGGAGAUGGCUUCUGCUUCUGCUCUGUGGGAUGGACAGGAGAGCACUGCGAAACCAAACUAGCUGCAGUGCCUCAGUGCUCCCCAGCCUGCCAUCCAAAUGCUGUCUGCCGGGCUAAUAAUAUCUGUGAAUGUAACCUCUAUUACGAGGGAGAUGGAAAGAGAUGCACAGUGAUUGACCAGUGUGGAAACAACAACGGUGGCUGCAGCAACCAUGCUAAGUGCACACAGAAUGGAACGGAUGUCUUCUGCACCUGCUUAGUGGACUAUCAAGGUGAUGGCUACAUCUGCAAUCCUAUUGACAGAUGUGCAGAUGGAAGGAAUGGACACUGUAGCGAGCAUGCAAUUUGUAUUACCACAGGUCCAAAUACCCGGAGGUGCGAAUGCAAGGCGGGUUACGUUGGAAAUGGAAUGCAGUGCUUCAAGGAAGUUAUUCCCCCCACAGACCGUUGCUUGGAAGAGAACGGGCAAUGCCACGUGGAGGCUAUUUGUACUGACCUGCAUUUCGAGGACAAAACAGUUGGUGUGUUCCACCUGCAGUCUCCUUCAGGGAAGUACAAUUUUACCUAUGAAGAGGCCGAAGCUUCGUGUGCAGCUGAGGGAGCUACCCUGGCCACCCUUCAGCAGCUGUCUGCUGCACAGCAGAUGGGGUUCCACCUCUGUAUAGUAGGUUGGCUUUUUAACCAUACAGCCGGUUACCCAACGGUAUACCCAAGUCAGAACUGUGGUACUCAUCAUGUGGGCAUUGUAAACUAUGGCUAUCGUAACAAUGUCAGUGAAAAGUGGGAUGCCUACUGCUAUCAAAUUCAAGAUGUACAGUGUAAUUGUAAGGAUAGGUACAUUGGAGAUGGCUAUUCUUGCACAGGCAGCCUUUUGGAUGUGCUGGCUCAACAGGCAAACUUUUCAGUCUUCUAUUCAAUAAUUCUGCAUUUUGCUAAUGCCACUCAGGAAGGAGUAGAUUUUUUAAAUUUCCUCUCUGAGGACAUCGCUUAUAAAACUCUUUUUGUACCCUUGAACUCUGGCUUUGGAGAUAAUACAUCUUUAUCACUCAAGGAUGUGAAACUUCAUGCAUCACUGCGUGACGUUAUCCUCUCAAGCUUCAAUCUCACAGCUGGUACAAUAAUACCUUCCCAAGCAGGAUACAAUCUUUCCAUUACAGAGUCAUUGAGUCAUACUUUUCUCAUUGUUUCUGAACCGAUUAACAAUACAGUGAUUGUUGAAUGGGAUAUUCUGGCUUCCAAUGGGAUUAUUCAUGCUAUUCAGAGUCCAUUGAAGGUUCCUCCGCAGUAUAACCAGGUUUCGAGUACUGUAAAACCAUCUGCUGCUAUGACAAUUGGUAUAAGCACCGGUUUUGCUAUAGUUCUGCUCUGUGCAACUAUUGCUGGAUUGUCCUAUUUCUGCCUCAAAAGGAGAAACCAACUGAUCAGCUCUCGCUAUUUUAGGGCUGAACUAGAUGAUGAUGAACCUUUUUGGCAGGAAAGGAGCCCACAUUUAGUAUCCAUUCCAAAUCCUAUUUAUGGAGCAGAUAGCUCAAUCUAUGAGCCAUUUGAGGAGUCUCUCCACAGAGAAGAUUUUGUCGAUACUGAAGACAUUCUUGGACAAUAAUAUUUUUUUAUAAUACAAACCAGGAUACAAAAAUUCCAGGAAUUUUGAAAAGCUAUACCUCAAUUCUAUUCCUUUUAAAGUUUAUGGGAAAGAAUUAUGAUCGAAAGAGCUAUUGGCAUUUACAGUCAUAAACAAUUUCCAAUUUUUUGUUUAGAAUUCAUUCCCUCAUGUUGUAUUGCCUCUUUUUAGAGAUCUUCAGGAAUAAAUUCUGAGUAUAACUGUAAUAUGAAUGGAAAAAACUUGAAGAUGUAUGUAGCAUGCACAGAAUCCUUUGGAUCCUGUCCAUGAAACUUCAAUCAUCUACUUAGGAAUGAGUCAUGAAUGUGUCUGGCAAAUGGAUACUGUGAGAACCCUAAAUGGGCCAAUGAAACUUCAGUUCAGAUUUAAUGAAUUGAUAAAUUUACUUUGCAACUGCACUACUGAGCUUACCGGUAAACUGUACACCAGCACAUAUUUGUAAGCAUUCUGAAUUUUAAUGCACUGUAAAGCAAUUCUUAACAUUUUUUACUACUAGGUAAGCAUGAUUACAUCAACAUGCUAUCAGUAAAGAUGCCAAUUAUCUCUCUCUGCCUUAUAAUUAGUAUUGUUUCUUUCUCUCUUUCAAUGAAGAAAAACCAAAAUAUAUUAAUUGUAGGACUAUUCCAUAAUGAAACAAUGCAUUAUUUUUGUAAAAAAUAAAUGGUGUUAUGCCUAAGAACCAAACCCAUCAAAAUCUCACCUUUCAACACAAAUAUUGUCAUUCCAAUAUCAUGUAUUUGAACAUUCCAUUUAGACCAAGAAUUGGAAAUUAUUCUUACACACACAAUUCUGGAAAAGAUAAACACAAUAGUUUAUUUUGUGGACAGACUCAGAAAUCAGAAUUAACCCAAUUGUACCCAAUUUUGAAAAAAUAUCAAAU
Messenger RNA from Notechis scutatus (mainland tiger snake), 7667 nucleotides. RefSeq names its product stabilin 1 (gene STAB1). Gene Ontology annotation, molecular function: hyaluronic acid binding; calcium ion binding. Lineage: Eukaryota; Metazoa; Chordata; Lepidosauria; Squamata; Elapidae. Gene Ontology annotation, biological process: cell adhesion. The record is from RefSeq and is a predicted model, not a curated record.